This is a messenger RNA of Cryptomeria japonica (Japanese cedar), 2079 nucleotides long. Its product is annotated as disease resistance RPP13-like protein 4. The transcript has a single exon. The coding region runs from base 522 to 1652 and encodes 376 amino acids. The record is from RefSeq and is a predicted model, not a curated record. Gene Ontology annotation, molecular function: protein binding. Gene Ontology annotation, biological process: defense response. NCBI's taxonomy places the organism in Eukaryota, Viridiplantae, Streptophyta, Pinopsida, Cupressales, Cupressaceae.
AAGGGCAGGUUUGAGAAGUCAGUCUGGCUUUCUAUUUCUAAAACUUAUUCUCUCCAAAAGUUGCAAGCUGCUUUGGCCCUUUGAAGGAGGUCGUUGAGGGAAGGGUAGAUGAAGUGCAGGCAGCAGAAUUGAUUCAUGAGCGUUUAGCAAGCAAAAGCUCUCUCAUUGAGUUGGAUGAUUUGUGGAGUGCAACGGAGGAAGAUAACUUGAUAUCUGCACUUGGCCUUCCAACUGGGCAUAAUAGCCAAUGCAAAAUUUUGGUUACAACACGAAGCAGAGAUGUGUGCAGUAGCAUGAGCGCCCGUGUUUGGGAGCUCUUUUGCUCGUUUGCCUUCCCCGACUGCCAGCAAAAUCAACCGCCACAUCAACUUGAAGCGAUUGCCUAUCAAAUUGAAGGGGAAUGUUGAAGAUUACCCCUGGCUGUAAAAACAGUAGCAACAUCUCUGGUGGGUAGGAGAUUGUCAAGGGAGUGGGAAUCCAAAUUGGAGAAGCUAAAAAAUGCGUCUACCGACAAUCGAAUUAUGCAGAUUCUCAAGCUGAGUUAUGAUUCUCUCCCUCCUCAUCUUAAGCCUUGUUUUGUAUAUCUUUCUUUCUUUCCCGAGGAUAUGGAAAUAGAUUCACAAUAUCUCAUAAACUUGUGGGUAGCAGAAGGAUAUAUUCCUCAAGAACAGGGCCAGAACCAGCUAGAUAUUGGAUGGAGUUAUCUAUGUCAUCUUCACAGUCUAUGUUUGGUCGAGAGAAUAGGCAACAUGUAUGAUCAGGUAGAUAAAAGGUUCAAAUUACAUGAUUUAUUGCUUAAUUUGGCAAUCAGUAUAGCAAAAGAAAAUCAAAGUGCAUUUAAUGUAGAAGAAUCCUUCAGAAAAGGUCCAGUUAUGCAAAUGACCAGUAGUUACCGAAGGAUUUUAAUGGGAAUGAAAAGCAUAGGUAACGGUGAUGUAGUUGUAAUGGCAAGCAACAUGGCAUAUUCUGCAUCAUGUCUUCACACUCUCUCUUUCUCACAAAAUGGAGGGAUUCGAAAUAUCCCACCAAUCUUGCUUAGUGGUGCGAGAGUAUUGCGCGUUCUUGACUUGAGCUGCACUGAAAUUUCAUCAUUGCCUGCCUGUGUUGGAAAUUUGAAGCUCCUCAGAAUUUUGAAUUUAAGUGGGACAAAAAUUGCCGAGGUGCCCGAAUGUGUAAAAAGCAAUUUGAGUCUUCGCUUCCUUGACAUUUCUAUGUGCUUGAAUCUAGAACGGUUGCCUCAGUGGAUUGGUGAACUGAAGUGCCUAGAACAUCUAGAUAUACGCCCAAGCAGUUCUAAAAAAAUUGAUGGAUCGAUACCCAAAGGAGUAUCAAAUCUUGUGUCUUUACAAGUAUUAAAAAUUGAUGGCGACAACAAACUAUCCAUUGUUGAGAAUGAAUUUUUAAAGCUGGGGCAUUUUGUCAAUUUGGUCAACCUUCAGGAACUAUGGAUAGAUAUUUGCCAUGAGGUUCAAUUGAAAGGUAUAGAAGAUGGGAUCCUUGGCACAUUGGUCAAGAUGCGUAAUUUGACAAUACAGAACUAUUAUUCUGAUGAAGAUCUGCCACAUGUAUCAGAGAAAAUGUUAGCUAUGAAGGAUCUUGAAUACCUUUCCUUAUUACAGUAUGCAGUGCCAAAUUGGAUAUGUGGCUUUUGAAAUCUGCUGCAAUUGCAUUUAGAGAAUUGUGAUUCAGCUGAAUAUCCAGCAUUAGAAAUGAUGCCCAACUUAAUGAAGUUGCAGUUGUAUUAUAAUGAUAUUUGUAAGGCAUUUCCGAAAGGGUUCGGGAAGGUCGGGAGAUUCCCUCAGUUGCGUUCUUUUAGUAUUGAACUCUUUCAAGAGUUAGAGGAGUUGCCUGAAUUGGAGAAAGGGGCAAUGCCAUGUCUUGAGGUGCUAGCUGUUGGAAUCUGUCCCAAACUGAAGGAAGUUCCAUGUCGAUUGGAGCUCUUGAAAAGUCUAAAAGCGUGUCACUUUUGGCAAACAGGAGUGACACAUCUGUUCGAGGAGAGUGGAGAAUUGUGGACUAAAAUUAAAGUCAUUAACCCCAAUGUCGUUAUUGAGGCUGGGUAAGUGAUGUUAUGGAGUU